CAAGAUCUUCCUUCCUCAGUUCCCUUAAAUCACAGCCCAGGGAAAUCUGCUCAGAGACUUCAUUGAGCCACGGACCAGCAUGUCUGGGGGCAAAUACGUAGACUCCGAGGGACAUCUCUACACCGUUCCCAUCCGGGAACAGGGCAAUAUCUACAAGCCCAACAACAAGACCAUGGCAGACGAAAUGAACGAGAAGCAGCUGUACGACGCGCACACCAAGGAGAUUGACCUGGUCAACCGCGACCCCAAGCAUCUCAACGACGACGUGGUCAAGAUUGACUUUGAAGAUGUGAUUGCAGAGCCAGAAGGGACACACAGUUUCGACGGCAUCUGGAAGGCCAGCUUCACCACCUUCACUGUGACAAAGUACUGGUUCUACCGCUUGCUGUCCACCAUCUUCGGCAUCCCGAUGGCUCUCAUCUGGGGCAUUUACUUUGCCAUCGUGUCCUUCCUGCACAUCUGGGUGGUCGUGCCGUACAUUAAGAGCUUCCUGAUUGAGAUUCAGUGCAUCAGCCGUGUCUAUUCCAUCUGCAUCCACACCUUCUGCGACCCGCUCUUUGAGGCUUUUGGCAAAGUAUUCAGCAAUAUCCACAUCAACAUGCAGAAAGAAAUAUAAAUGACAUUUCGAGGAUAGAAGUACACCCGAUUCUUGUUUUUUUUUUUCCUUUUAAUAUUCUUGGUGCCAAUUUCAAGUUUUAAGUUGCUAGGACAGCAACAAUACAUGAAUGAAUUUUCUUGGCUCAGAACAAAGAAAUCACUCAGUUUUCCUAGUUAUUAUUUGUCUCUUCUGAGUUAUUUCAUCUAUGUUUUGGGGUGGUUUGGAUUUUUUAAACUCAUUUAAAAUGUUUUCCUCAUAUUUUUAUUUGCAUGUGGAUCAUUGUUUUAUUGCCUGAAAUCUGAACCUAUUGUUGAAAGAUAAUUUGAGAGACAUAUGAAGAACCGAGGAGGAAAAAUAAGAACCAACAACCUCAACUGCCUAUUCUAAAAUGGCCAUUUUUAUGGUGAGGGAAUAAUCCCAGGCUAUGGCCAUUGAUUGUACAGGUUUGUGAGCUGCUUUCAAGCAAACUCUCCCCUCCCCAUCUGCUGUGUUAGUGGAUUGCUGCCAUUCAGCUCAAUGAUCCCAUGGGAUUUAGUGAUCGUUAUCAACUUAGAAAGCAUACUCUGCAUCCACACAACCCAACCAAUCAAUGCCUUACCCUUCUUGAAAUUUCAACCUGUGAUACUUUCUGUGCCUGAAUAUUUGUUAUAUAGAUAAUGGGACUUAAGUGCCUUGCUGUUCUUCACAUUUUCCUUUUUCAAAGAGGGUCCAACUGGUCAACUUUCAUUAGGUCCACAACUUCCCUGGAGAGACCAAAAUUAGAAAACCCAUUACCUAGUUCCCCACACUUGUUUCUGACUCUACGACACAGAGUCAGAUGAAGCUCAUGUCCACUCUUGACCAUGCAUCAUCUUUAUCCAUAUCGAGCAGAGAACACAUCAGUCCCAUGAAAUGAGUUAAGGUGAACAAAUGGGGCUGAGUCCUCUCUGUGCUGGCAGGAGUGGAAGCCAGCUUUCCCUGCCUCUCAUCAGCUGAAUGAGGUUAGCAUGUCUAUUCAGCUUCAUUUAUUUUCAAGAAUAAUCACGCUUUCCUGACUCCAAACUAAUCCAUUACCGGGGUGGUUUAGUGGCUGGACAUUGUGUUUCAUUUUCAGCUGACCGGUGGGCCUCCGGAGAAGGGCUCAUCAAAUGGCCAUUGUGUGAGACUGUCAUAGUCGUUGCAAACAUGACCCCUUUGAAGGAGAGCUUGUCUGUUAUGCUGUGACACAUGGCCCCUCCCCUGCCAGGAGCUUUGGACCUAAUCCAAGCACCGCAUUUCUCAGAGAGAAGAUAAGGUGGGGGAGGAGGCAGUAAUAAAAGAUUGAGGUCGUUUUGCUGGAAUAAAUUUGAAUUCUUCUGAACUCAAACUGAGGAAUGUUACCUGUAAACCUGAGUCAUACAGAAAGCUGCCUGGUACAUCCAAAAGCUUUUUAUUCUUUCUGCUCAUAUUAAGACUCAGCCCUUGGGAAUUUAUUUUUAACCUUUAGUAAUGCUUUUACUUUAGUUUCAUACACCUGUUGAAAUUCUCCUUGAAUUUUUUUUUUGCAUCUUCCAGUUUCCCUGACACUUUAGUUACCAAAGUGUUACCUACUUUGAUUUUUUGCAUUUAAAACAGACACUGGCAUGAACAUAGUUUUACUUUUAAACUGUGUACAUAAUUGAAAAUGUACUAUACUGCAUACUUUAAAAUGUAAAGAUAGUUUUAUCUUUAUAUGAGAAAAAUCACUUGGGAAAUUACUUUGUGAUUCAAUCUGUAAACUGUGUAUCCCAAGACAUGUCAGUUCUACACAGAUGCUUAGUCUCUUGUGCACAUCAAAUGCUGGUCCAAAAGAUUGCUGCAAUUUUAUAUGCUUACUGAUAUAUUUUACACUUUUAUAUUCUGCAUGCCCUGUAAAGGUUACAAGUCUACACAAUAAAAAUGUUUAACUGUUCAA
Molecule: messenger RNA, 2510 nt
Organism: Hipposideros armiger (great roundleaf bat)
Lineage: Eukaryota; Metazoa; Chordata; Mammalia; Chiroptera; Hipposideridae
Gene: CAV1
Product: caveolin 1
Exons: 3
Coding region: 80-616 (178 amino acids)
Biological process (GO): caveola assembly; negative regulation of endothelial cell proliferation; cell differentiation
Cellular component (GO): focal adhesion; caveola; sarcolemma
Molecular function (GO): protein kinase binding; transmembrane transporter binding; molecular adaptor activity
Source: RefSeq, a predicted model, not a curated record